AUGUUGGUUCAAGGAUGGGCAAACUAUUUUGAACGUCUAAUUGGACCAGUUUACCCUCUCUUGGUUAAGGAAUUUUGGACUCAUGCCACUAUUACUCCAACUGCUAUCAUCUCCUUCGUGCUAGGUCAAGAAGUGGUUGUUUCUGAGAAUCUGAUAAGGAAGUUAUACAAUCUUGAAGGUUUGGGUGGAAUUACUAGUGCUCUCCCUAGUAGAACUAAUUGGGAAAAAGUUCAUCCAGAGUUGUUUACUUCUGGAAUAGGAUCACCUCACUCUACAGAUUUGAAGCCUUCAUACAGAGUUUGGGAAAAGAUCAUUCUGGGAUCUUUCUAUCACAGAAAAGCUACAAAUUCUGCAACCUAUAUAAGUCAGGAUCAGCAGUUCAUUCUGUACUGCAUUGGAAAGGGUAUGAGAAUCAACUUGCCUCAUGUUCUGUUCAAUCAUCUGUGUACUCAUGUAACAGAAUCAAGGGAAGCAGAACGUUUGAAGUAUCCCAAGAUUAAGAAGAAUACCAUUCCCAUGGGAAGAUUGAUAUCAGACAUUCUGACUGAGAGUGGUUUGAUAGAUACUCUGAGAGCAGCUGGCUCUAUUCAAGAUCUGACUGUUGUUCGUGGGAGUAUUUUAACUGCUCAGUCCUUGAGAAGAAUGCAGUUAAUUCAAAAGGUGACCACCACUCCUAAGGAUUUUCCUGAUAUUCUGACUAGAAGAACUCCUGUUGCUGAUUUCCCUCAGAUGUUCAAGGCAGAACUAUCAAAAUCUGUUCAACUAUAUCUGGAAUCUUAUGAGUUAAAGAAAAAGGAUAAGAAGAAGAAACAGAAGAAGCUGAAGAAAAAGGUCACAGAAGAAGCUCCUGCUGCAAAGAAAGCCAAGAAGCAGAAGAAACCUUCAGCUGUUGGCAAGCUCUGGAGAGCUUUUGGUGAGGAGAUACAGGCUGACUUUCUAGAUCGCCAGAAAGAUUGCUUAGCUGCUGCUCCUGGUCCUUCUGGAUUCUUUUUGGAGUAUGAUGAUGGGCUACCUUCUGUAGGAACUUCUGCUGAAGAUAUUCCUGUUGAGGAAAAUCAUGAAGAUGUUCAAAUGGUUGAAGCUAAUGCUUCUCAUCCUGUUCUGGAAAAUAGUUUAGAUGCUUCUUCUGCUGACCCUUCUGUCUCUACUUCGAAACCUCCGGUAUAUUCGAAGCGAAAAGCUUCUCAAACAGUUGUUUCAGACGAUGAAGACAAAUCUCCUCCUCGCACCAGGCAAGGACACAAGAAAAGACAGAAGGCUGUCACUCCUUCAGGCAAAGAAAAGGGGUCUGGUUCUUCGAAGAUUACUUCGCCAAGUGAUAAAGUGUCUUCUGAAGAGUCACCCCUGAAAGCCACUAGUAAUGCCCUUGUUGUGGAAAGCCAUAACUCAAGUCCAGAUAAUAUUCCAGCCAAGGACGAUGCUGGCACAGCUACUUCCAAUCUUAAGGCUUUCGAUCUCGCCAUUGACUUUGAUAAUCUCCAAAAUCUUUCUCAAUACCAAUCUCACGUGCUCUCCCCAGUCCUCGAAGAUACUCAACCUCUUGCAACUAUCAUUCCUACUACGGUAGUUGAAGAAAGCCAUUCAACUGACGAUUCUCCUCCUACUCAUACGAAGGACAAUAUGGGAGAAGAUCGUCAGGGUUCAGGUAGCGUCAAUACAGCUGAACAACCAACUGGUAGUGAAGAUAUUGUGUCUGAAAAAAAUGAUAUGGAAGAAACCUCCAAAUUGGCCAAAACCGAUCUUCACGAAACUUCGACCUUUGGGACCCUCGAAACUUCUCCAGCUGUUCAGACAGAAUCUGGUGACAAAGAGGAUACUUCUGGUGUUCUUCAUUAG
Messenger RNA from Vicia villosa (hairy vetch), 1836 nucleotides. RefSeq lists its product as uncharacterized. The record is from RefSeq and is a predicted model, not a curated record. Lineage: Eukaryota; Viridiplantae; Streptophyta; Magnoliopsida; Fabales; Fabaceae. The transcript has 8 exons. The coding region runs from base 1 to 1836 and encodes 611 amino acids.